UAGAAGAUCCAGUCGAUGAUGACUUAAAACAUAACUUGACAGUGAACCUUUUUAAAAUGGAGCCCUUUCCAGAUGCCGUCACUGAUUUCACAAAUCCCGUGCUGAUACCUCAACCGUCGCAGUGCAACUCUGAAGCGCAAGCUACAAAUGAGCAACUCGGUGAACAUCAUUUGGCUGACCAUCCCGGAAUCUUGAUCCAGAACGUGACUUCACUGCCAGCAUCGGGCACAACCGCUGCGUUCACUCAACCUUAUCCGUGGCCUCAGCAAGAGGCGGCUGAAACAUAUGGUGAAGAAACUGCCGCCAAGAAAAAAUCCCAUCCACCGAAGCAGCAACGCUCAUUUGCAUCGAGCAACAGGAAAACGAACCCGGGAAUCCACAGAGAGCGGGCCGCCUCCGUUGGCAAGAAUGGACCGUACGUGUUAAAACGCCCGAAGGCGGAUAUGCUGGAGGGCACCAAAGAGAAGCCGUACCAGUGCGAGCUGUGCGGCUGGAGCUACUCCCACACCUCCAACCUGAAGCGUCACCUACGCACGCACACGGGCGAGCGGCCGUACCGCUGCAACGUGUGCGGAAAGACGUUCUCGCAGAGCUGCCACAUGAGGUCGCACAAGCGCACGCACACGGGCGAGCGGCCGUACCGCUGUGACGUGUGCGGCAAGACGUUCACGCGCUCCACCAUGCUGCGAUUCCACCAGUGUGCGGACGUGGAACACUUCCCGUGAGCGAGUGAAAUGUAGGAGCUACACGAACG
Petromyzon marinus (sea lamprey) is the source of this 754-nucleotide messenger RNA. NCBI's taxonomy places the organism in Eukaryota, Metazoa, Chordata, Hyperoartia, Petromyzontiformes, Petromyzontidae. The record is from RefSeq and is a predicted model, not a curated record.